Molecule: messenger RNA, 1500 nt
Organism: Nannizzia gypsea CBS 118893
Lineage: Eukaryota; Fungi; Ascomycota; Eurotiomycetes; Onygenales; Arthrodermataceae
Product: indoleamine 2,3-dioxygenase
Exons: 5
Coding region: 1-1500 (499 amino acids)
Molecular function (GO): heme binding; metal ion binding
Source: RefSeq, a predicted model, not a curated record
AUGACUCGCAUCGAGGAUAUUCCUACUUCAACCAUGAAGGCCUUCCCUCAUGUGUUUGAUGACCCCAUGAGCAUCCCCAAGUCCGUAGACCCCUUCACCAUCACCGCUGCCUCAGGGUUCAUGCCUACCAUCCUCCCUGCAACCACACUGCCGGAGGUAUUUGCUCCUCUAUCCUCUAUCAUGGACCGUCUCCCCGUCCGCAAGGCAGAUGGAACCCCCGGACUCCUUGCUACCUAUGAACUGGGUGAUGUUGUCCAUGCGGAGCUCCCUGACCUCACGGAUCAGAUUGACAAGGUCGUUACCUCUGAUGGCAAGCCAGACCUAUACACCCUCACUGCUAUCUUCAGGGACUACUCCUUCCUGGCCUCCUCUUACCUCUUGGAACCCUGCUGGAAGUCCUGGAACACCAGCCCUGACCAGAGCUAUGGUCUUGGACGGGAUAGACUUCCUCACUCCAUUGCUGGUCCAAUGUAUAAGAGUGCUCAGAUCUUGGACCUUCCCCCAUUCCUCUCCUAUGCUGCCUCCUAUGCUCUGUUCAACUAUGCCCUUGCAGAUACCUCUAAGGGAUAUGACUACUCCAACUUAAGGCUCAUCCGUGGCUUCGAGCACGGUCUUGACCCUGCCAGCUCUGAGGCCGGCUUUAUCCUCACCCACGUCUACAUGGUCAAGGAGACUGGCUCCCUUGUCGAUGGUGUAGUCCGUAUCCUCAAUGCCGUUGAGCAAGGCGCUGACCGUGCUACCGUCAACGAUGCCUACCGUACCAUCCUUGCUGGUAUGGCUAAGAUCGAACAAUGCAUGGAAGACAUGUGGAAGAACUCCAAGCCCGGUGACUACAUCUCUUUCCGUGUCUUCAUCUUCGGCAUCACCUCGCAGUCCAUGUUCCCCAACGGUGUCGUCUAUGAGGGUAUCGAAGACAACCAGCCCCUGAACUUCCGUGGCGAGUCCGGAGCCAACGACAGCAUCAUCCCGCUGCUUGACCACCUCUGCCAGAUCCCCAUGCCAGAUACUCCACUAACUAAGAUCUUGCAUGAGUUCCGUGCUUACCGCCCACUGCCCCACCGCAAGUUCCUUGCCCAUGUCGCCGCUAAGUCUGCCGAGCUCAACAUCCCCAAGUAUUCCAUGGAGGACCCAGAGACUGUCUUCCUCUACCUAAAGACACUCGACCACGUCCGCAGCUUCCGAUGGAGACACUGGCUCUUCGCCAGAGAAUACAUCAUCAAGCGCACCUCCCACCCAACUGCUACUGGAGGAAGCCCUAUCGUCACCUGGCUUCCCAACCAGCUCUUCGCCGUCAUGGAUCUCAUGAUUGCCACUUACGACAGUGCUGUUGUUCCACUAUUGAAGAACGGAGCUGGCACCAAGGGUGAGAACCUUGGCUCAUUCGAUAAGUACAAGGACCAGGUCGAGGAGAUGAUGGAGCUUGUACGAGACCAGAGGGAUAAGCUGGACAAGGAAGUUCUCAAAUGGUGCCAGGAACGAGGAGUUCCAUCAAACAAAUAA